Molecule: messenger RNA, 4351 nt
Organism: Gekko japonicus
Lineage: Eukaryota; Metazoa; Chordata; Lepidosauria; Squamata; Gekkonidae
Gene: ARK2N
Product: chromosome unknown open reading frame, human C18orf25
Exons: 6
Coding region: 184-1401 (405 amino acids)
Biological process (GO): ubiquitin-dependent protein catabolic process
Molecular function (GO): ubiquitin protein ligase activity
Source: RefSeq, a predicted model, not a curated record
AAUGGAGCGACACAGUCAGAAUGGCAACCUUGGACAUUCGAGCCAUCUGUCCACAGAACAGGUACAGCAGUGACAGCGCUAGUUGAAGGGUUCCUUUCCUGCCGAAGUCCUCGGCCAGUCUGCACCAUCCGCUAAACACUGUGCCCUAUGAUUUGAGACCAGCAAGAGACCUGGAACUCUGAAAUGAAGAUGGAGGCGGCAGACAAAGUAGAAGAACUCAUUGGCCCAGAGGCCCCACCGAAACUCUUGGAGAAACAAGAGGCGGCUCUGGGCGAAGAGGGACCUCUAGGACUAGAAAUGCCCGCUCAGAAAGAGAGCGGCGCUGUUACGGAGGAUUCCACCGCGCUGGCCUCCAUGCCCUGCUUGCUGAUGGAGCUGAGGCGGGAUUCAUCAGAAUCUCAGCUGGCUUCCACCGAGAGCGACAAGCCAACGGCCGGCCGCGUCUACGAGAGCGACUCUUCCAACCACUGCAUGCUGUCUCCUUCUUCCAGCGGGCACCUGGCCGACUCCGACACCCUGUCUUCCGCGGAAGAGAACGAGCCCAGCCAAGCCGAAGCCACUGUCGAGGGGGAGGCCGCGGCGGUAUCGGGGUCCGCCGUCGGGAGGAAGUCCAGGCGGUCCAGGUCAGAAAGCGAGACCUCCACCAUGGCCGCCAAGAAGAACCGGCAGUCGAGCGACAAGCAGAACGGCCGCGUCGCGAAGGUCAAAGGUCACCGGAGCCAAAAGCACAAAGAGCGGAUCCGGCUGUUGAGGCAGAAGCGGGAGGCGGCCGCCCGCAAGAAGUACAACCUGCUGCAGGACAGCAGUACCAGCGACAGCGACCUGACCUGCGACUCGAGCACCAGUUCGUCAGACGACGACGAAGAAGUUUCAGGGAGCAGCAAGACAAUCACUGCAGAGAUACCAGGUGGACCGCCGGUCGUGGCUCAUUACGAUAUCUCGGACACGAACUCUGACCCCGAAGUGGUGAACGUGGACAAUCUUUUGGCCGCCGCGGUCGUUCAAGAGCACAACAGCUCGGUCAUCAGCAGGGAGACCGGGCCGACUUGGAGGACGAGAGGGCUCCUAGAGGAACUGAAUACCGAGGCAGGUGGGUGGAAACAAGGAAUACUGGCAGGGGACAGAACCGCUAGCAGCACCACCCAGGGCAACGAAGAAAUCAAUAUUGCCUCUUCGGAUAGUGAAGUGGAGAUUGUCGGAGUUCAGGAACACGCAAGGUGUGUCCAUCCUCGGGGAGGAGUGAUUCAAAGUGUGUCUUCCCGCAAACACGGCUCAGGUCUGCAGUGCACUCGGCAAGCGGAACCAUGGACAGGUGUGCCCCCUCCGCAGAACUGGUCUUCGCCGCCGGAAGUGGUGGAUCUCACGUUAGACGAAGACAGCAGGCGCAAAUAUCUACUGUAAUGCAACCUCACUGUGUUUUUAGUCUCUUAGCCCCACCCCCUUUCGUGGCGCAGAAGUUCACGCCUCUGCUCUUGGCAUUCUGGAGUUCAGGCUCUUGCUGGAAAGCUCCCCCCUUCUCCCUGGACCCUGUUAAAACGACGGUCUUGUUUCAGAACUUUUUUUUAAAAAAAAAUAAUAACUGACUCCUUCCCGUAGUCAAGGGGAGCUCUUCCCCCUUAUGAAAAACCUUAACGGCACUAAACUUCCGGUGACAACUUCCAAGUUUUCCAUUGCGGUGUGAUUUUAAUUUUAGAGUCUUUGUUGACGGGAGCCGCGGACAUCUGCUCCCGCCGCUCUGCACCUUUUCGAGCCGAGUGAUUUUCUUCUUUUACGCUUGCCACUGAAACAGAAUUCCCUGGUGCACGCUUAAUCCCUUUCUCCUUGGUUAGAUUAGCAUUAAAAACACCACCAGCCCGAUCUGUUCACGGCUCUCUCAGUGUCCCCGCAGCGAUCGUGGGAUAACCGUGGAUGCUCUGAACCGUGGAGUGUGACCAGAGGUGGUUGUAGCACAAAUUGAUUUGGUUGCGAAGCCCGUGGGUCUCUUAGCGCAAAUGGCCUGUAAUGCGCACCGUGUCGCUUUGUUUAAAAUUCAGAAGAUUGUUCUCGACAUCAUUUGUAGCUUCGCGUGCAUGGGCUAAGCGCUGAGUCUUCUAAUCAUGUUUUUCCUGCUCUCCGGACUACUGUACUGUUACUAGUCAUCUGGCUUAGCUCGUUACAGCCUUUUUUUUUUCCCUUCAUACAAAGAGGGAAAAAGCACAAGGAAACAAAGGCACCAAUACUUAAUUCUGAUCAUACGUUUUCUUUCUCACAUUAAAGCUUUAAAGGUAAGGGUUGCGCUCGAACCCCGUAGCUCCGUGUUUGAAGAUCCAUAGUCAUAGAACGACAGAAAACUAGAACGCGUCUCUCUGGCUUGGGCCGCGUCUGUCAUUCACGCUGUCCAGCUCCUCUUCUGUCCUUCUGGAGAGAAGAAUUAAGCCGAGGAGAAAGCUCGGGGCACGGGCUUGUUACUUUCGGUUCAAGAGGAGCGUUGGUGCUUUCUCUGGGAUGCCGUUGGAGAAGGGCCAGUGUGGUUCCUACUCAGGGUCGCUGUACUUUCUCUGUGGUAGAUGGAGCAGGGGGAGACCUCUGGGAUACCUUCCGACGGCUCCACCGGAGGUCACUAGAAUUGAUUUUCCGAAUUUUCGUUUUCAUUCCCGAAUUUUUCAUUUUCGUACGAGAAAUUUGCGUGGACGCAAGUAGGGCUCCUCCAGACUCAUGUCACUGCUGUGCCCUCUGUUGAGCAAUGAAUUCUGAAGCAGCCACCUCGACCGUAUCUACGCAGAGGGGAUCCUAGCACAUAGAGGCAAAACAACAAGCACCCUUCAAUGUCAUCUUUGCCUAUAUUCAGAGACGUGGUGUGACACAAAUAGCAUGGUAUAGUGGUUAGAUUGUCAGGUCUAGGACUUGGGAGGCCGAGGUUGGAAUCCCCACUCUUAUGUGGAAGCUCGCUGGGCGUCCUCGGGCCAGUCACACACUCUCUCUCACCCUAACCUACCUUUCAGGGCAGGUUAAAACGUGGGGAUAAAAUAGAGGACAACAUCGUAAGCCGCUUUGAGUCCCUGUAGGGUAGACAGGAGGCUGUCAGUGAAGUGAAUUCAAUAAAUAAAUAUAUACCUUUAAAACUUAACGCGAGAAACAAGCCCCCCCCCCUCCCCGUUUUGCCGAAAGACCUUUAAACCUGCAGGUCUUUAACAUUUUCCCAAUCUUUAGUUUUGACCUCGUGACGAAGCAGAGCUGCAUCUCACCUGCCUCUUAGCUUGAGGACCCUUCCCCAAGCCAGAUUCAACAGACGCCUUCUGCAAGACCUUGGCGUUUGCUGUCAGACGAGAUUCUGGCUUUCCUUUCUCCCUGCUUUCUGUUUCUCUGCAGAGGCUAAUAAGAGGGGGGGCUCCAUCAGCCAUCGCCGCCCUGCCGAACGGGCUCCACUUCCACCGAGCUGUCUGCUGAGCCUCAGCCAUAGGGUCCAUCGUGCCUCGUUCCACUCGAUUCCCGCUAAAUGGUGACCUCGAGUGUUGACAUGCGUGAGGUUAAUUCUGGGUGCACACACGUGGUCUCCUUCAGCAGAUGAAACCCCUUCUCCUUCUAGGCGGGCUACUUGGCCAGGUUUUUCGUGAUGUGGCCGGGAUCCCAACCCACCCGUGCGGAGUCUUCCUGCGGUUCCUCUGCCUUCCCGCAACCUCUUGGGACCCCCCAGAACGAUUGGUCCCGGGGUCAUGGGAUGGGAUCUAUGGUGAGGACCAUAGUCUGGUCACACUCCGAGGAGAGACAGGAGAAUGACAUCGAGAUCCAAGUCCAAUAGCACCUUAGAGACCCACAAGAUCCUUCAGGGUAUAAGCUUUCGGGAAUCAAAGCUCCCUUCUCGGAUACGAGCCACGGGCGCCUUUCUUCGGCAAAGCUGUGCUUUCAGAAGAGGGCGUGAGAGCCAUUUCCCCCUCCCGUCCUUACUCCAUGGCCCCCUCCUCAACCUGCCUAGUUCUUCCCGUGCUUAAAUCCCAUCACCCUGGGAAUGAUCUUUUCUGGGUUCGGAAGGGGCUGCAGGAACAGAGAGGAACGUGGGAAGACUGCAUUCCACGCUCAGGAAGCUUAGACCCAUGCCGUAAUUAGUCUGACAGAUCCUCGGAAAGUGGCCUUUAGUCAAACAUAGACGAUAGCCAUCAGUGGGUCACACAGUAACGUUCACGUGGGCUCAUGAACGGGUUCAGAGAAGCGUCCCAUGGAUCUGAUCUCUGCAAAGGCUGGUAGAAUUGCAGGCUGGGAAGAAGCUGGCACGCAUGCUUAGCCUGAUGAAAGAAGAGACGGAUCCCCCGUAGCAGGAGUGAAGUUGCGUCCGUACAGGUUCAAGGAAGGACACAAGAUAGAUCAUGCCCCCCCC